Messenger RNA from Aaosphaeria arxii CBS 175.79, 1166 nucleotides. RefSeq lists its product as uncharacterized. The record is from RefSeq and is a predicted model, not a curated record. The transcript has a single exon. The coding region runs from base 1 to 1128 and encodes 375 amino acids. NCBI's taxonomy places the organism in Eukaryota, Fungi, Ascomycota, Dothideomycetes, Pleosporales.
AUGGACUUCAAACAGAUCAUCCCGCAUCUACAUGCAGUCACCCGCCAAUUUCCUGUGGAGUAUGGACAUCUUCUGCCGCUCCACCCAAUCAAUCAUGUGAGGGGAGUAUCACUUAUAAAGUGUUUCUGUCGAGAUUGUGUGCCCAUGCUAUGGGAGUGUUUGGCUUAUCAUCCGGAAGUACCCAAACUCCCAGUACAGGCUCGCUGUUACGAUGUAAUGACUUUGGCCAAAGUCAUGGUCGCCGUUACCAGUAAACUCAAGCACACUCUGGUCGACCCUUCAGGGCAAUUCCGCGUAACCCUGGAUCGUAUCGAAACCUCCAUGCGCGAAUUCGAAGACGAGCUGAAGAAAGGCUUCUACACCCGACAUAUCAGCGAUUUACCAACCCUUGGUGAACUUGCAGGUGCCUUCAGCUGGCUGUUCUUUCGCGAUAUGGUACAUGGUGUCAGGUAUUCAUGGCUGGGCCCUGUUGUUGGACUUGACGAAGGACAACCAGCAAAAAGGCGAAUAAUGCCGCCAGGCGUACGAGCAUUCGCAACUUGCGAUGGGAAGGACAUUUACAUAAGUACCCAUCAUUUUGCCGACAAAGAAUGCUUCGGGCAUUUCACACCUAGGCAGCUGGCUCUCCAGAUCGCAGGCGCUAUUCUUCACGAACAAAUUCACCAAUACUUCAAUCGCAACCUUUGUGAUGGAUAUUGCGCUGGGACACAGUCGCAGAGCCAGCUCUGCCGCUUCCUGAAUGGGGAAAUGUAUUGGCUGUACGAUGCCUGCACCUACAAAAGUGUUACUUUGAACUAUAGGUCGCACUGUGGACAUGGACCAGCGUUUCAAGAGGUCGCACGCGCUAUAGGCAAUUGCGCAGCGGCAGUCUUCGGCCUUCAGGGGCCCCUUGAACUUGGAUACUACAAAUGUAGGUGCGGAUUGGAACAUCCCGAGUGUCCGUCGCAUUGCAUGCCCAAUAGAUACGAGCUCAUGCGCACGGUUGCGCAUGAUCUGGAAUCCGAGAUCAAGGAAGUGGACGCGCAGGGGGGGAAAGUCGUUCACUGUUCAUCAAAGGCGUUGACGGCUUUGAAACCCUUGACGGGUACAUCUGGCAAAGACAAAGUCAUGCACCCGACGAGCUUCUAAGCGUUUGCUGUUGUCGUGGACAAACCCGCAUGGCAUUC